This is a messenger RNA of Ananas comosus (pineapple), 1735 nucleotides long. RefSeq names its product protein PHLOEM PROTEIN 2-LIKE A10-like. The record is from RefSeq and is a predicted model, not a curated record. NCBI's taxonomy places the organism in Eukaryota, Viridiplantae, Streptophyta, Magnoliopsida, Poales, Bromeliaceae. The transcript has a single exon. Bases 194 to 1315 code for a protein of 373 amino acids.
UCACAUCCCGAAACGGAACGUCCCCCUCUCCUUUUUUAGAGACGACUCCGUUCCGUUCCCGUGACCACCUCCCUCCUCCGUCGCCGUUGACCCCCGCCCCUUCUCCUUCGCAAAACCCCCUCGAGGGUUUCCUCCAAACCCUAGCCCCCAUCCUCCCCUCCUCCAAAACCCUAAUACCGCGCAGCGGAUUCCCAUGGCCUCCCUGUUCGCCGAGGCGGCGCUCGCCCUCUCGCGGCCGCCGCGGCGGCGGCGGUGGCUCCUCCUCGCCCUCGCCGUCGCCGCCUCCGGCUACGGCGCCUACAGGGUUUACCACCUCCCCUCCGUCGCGAGGAGGCGGAGGAGGCUCGCGCGGCUCCUCCACGCCGUCGUCGCCCUCGCUGACGCCGCCUCCGCCUCCGCCGAUGCAGCCGCUCUCGUCUCCGGCGACCUCAACCGCUUCCUCCGCUCCGACUCCGACGAGAUCCCCACCAGCCUGCGGCAAGCGUCGAAGAUCGCCAUGUCCGAGGAUUUCUCGAGCUCCGUCUCCGCCCUCUCCGAAGCCGUGACCCGCGGCGUCCUCCGCGGCUCCGUCUCCGGGUCCGAUUCCUCAACCGAGCCCUUAUCGGAUCGGCUUCUGGACAAGCUCUUCUCCCCCGCCGGUUCCAGCUUCGCCUCCGUCGUCGUCGGGAGCUUCGCGCGGAACCUGGUGGUUGCGCACCACUCCGCGGUGCCGAGCGGGGAAAGCGCGGAGGAUCCGCGGUGGCUCCGGGUGGUGUUCGGGGACAGGGGGAAGGAGCUCGGGGCGAAUUGGAUCCAGGUGUUCGUGAGCACCGCGGUGGCGGCGUACCUCGACCGCACCAUGGCGAUCAACACGUUCGACGAGGCGCUCUCCAGCAUCACCAACCCCAAGCACGAGGCAAAGGUGAAGGAUCUGUUGGUCUCCCUCAGCAAUGGCGCCGUCGAAACCCUAGUCCGGACCUCGCACCAGGUCAUCACCUCUUCAAGCUCGAGCUCAUCGAAGACCCCAGUGGAACUCGUCGCGAGAGAAGCUAUUGAAUCGAAUUCGGCCGCGUUGGUAGUUCCAGGCAAUAGGAGGUUAGUGCUCGACGUAACCGGGAGGGUGACGUCGGAGAUGGUGAGGUCCUUCCUUGAUUUCGUGCUACGGGGCGUUUCGGAUGGCGUGAAGAAGAGCGUCCAUGGCGCUCACCAUGAGGUGGUGGAAAGGGGCUUGAUGGUGGUGAGGUAUCUCAGUGCCAAGUCCAUGGCCAUCUUCACCAUAUGCCUUGCCUUGUGCAUGCACAUCUCUAUCGGGACGAGGCUUAUCGUCCCUGCUUAAGUGUCGGCUUCUGUUACUUCACUAGGAAGUUGUUUGAGAAUUUCCGUUCUUACUGCUCCAAAUUAUACUACAUUCCUUGAAAAGAAACCACAGGAGAGAAAGGGAAUCAAGUUCCAUGCUUUUUUGGCGAACCUUCUUUCUUCAAAGACCAGUAGUGCCUGAAUGUUUGUCCACACGAUUUGGUAAAUUGUGUUAGACUUAUUUACAGUUGAUUUCUUUUUAAUAGAAUAGCUCUUUUCGGUGUGUUAGAAAAGGGCAAUUGUUAUUAUUACAUCAGAUUGAUGGGAAGCAACAUGUUUUAUUUGUGUGUAAGUAGAGAAAGCUUAGAGGAAAAGCAGGUGUAGAGAAGAAGCAUUGUACAACAAGAGUUCUUUUGUUAUAAAUUAGUUGGAAAUAUGAAGAAAAGUUGAUUUUCUCUGC